Cylindrotheca closterium is the source of this 324-nucleotide messenger RNA. NCBI's taxonomy places the organism in Eukaryota, Bacillariophyta, Bacillariophyceae, Bacillariales, Bacillariaceae. The record is from the annotation of a GenBank genome assembly.
AUGAAGCAAGGAACAAACAAAAACUUGAUGCAUUUUAAGGAACAAUUCUUGAGACAGGCUGAAGUCCUGCAAGAUCCAUAUGGCAUUGCCUGGUUCCAAAAUUUUGAAGGAACAACCAAAGACUUGAUAUAUUUCAAGGAACAAUUCUUGAGACAGGCUGAAGUCCUGCAAGAUCUAUAUGGCAUUGCCUGGUUCCAAAAUUUUGCAGUCAAGACAAAAGCGUAUGCUGCUAUUGCUAGCACCAGUACUGCUGCUAAAGACAAGUUCAUGGAUGAUAUCUUUAAAGCCGUUCUAGCCACAGGAUUUCUGUGCAACUGCGAUUGA